AUGCAGGCCGUGGGGUUCGAACCCACGCGCACUUGUGUGCAGAAGAUCUUAGGUCUUCCCCCCUUAACCACUCAGACAAACCUGCUUGAAUGAAAAAUUAAAAUCUUAUUAAUGGAUUUAAAAAUAAUUUAGGUUACGUACUUGUGCUAAUUUAGGAACCCAAGUUAGGUUAACAAACAUUUGGGAAUUUCAUCUUGAAAAUUAACCGACAAUGGCGGAUAAGAGAAAGAGAGAAAGGGAUAACGAGACUGCAGGAGCAGGUCAUUUGGCUUCCAUUUUUGGAACAGAGAAGGAUAGAGUUAAUUGUCCUUUCUAUUUUAAGAUUGGAGCUUGCAGGCAUGGCGAUCGUUGCUCAAGGCUUCAUACUAAGCCCAGUAUUAGCCCUACUUUGGUCCUCGCUAAUAUGUAUCAACGCCCUGAUAUGAUUACUCCUGCUGUUUCUGUUGAUCCUCAAGUUCAACCCCCAUCUGAUCCUCGCAAAACUCAACAACACUUUGAGGAUUUCUAUGAGGAUUUGUUUGAGGAACUAAGCAAGUAUGGGGAGAUUGAGAGUCUCAACAUCUGUGACAAUUUGGCUGACCAUAUGGUGGGCAAUGUUUAUGUGCAGUUUAGAGAGGAAGAACAUGCUUCUGAGGCUUUUAAAAAUUUGACUGGAAGAUUUUAUGCUGGCCGUCCAAUAAUUGUUGAUUUCUCUCCUGUAACGGAUUUUAGAGAAGCAACAUGUAGGCAAUAUGAGGAAAAUGUGUGCAACCGUGGAGGUUACUGCAACUUUAUGCAUUUGAAAAAAAUUAGCAGGGAGCUCAGACGGCAGCUGUUUGGAAGGUACAGGAGGAGGCGUAGCCGUAGUAGAAGUAUGAGUCCUUACAGACAUGGGCAUGGAGACCGUUCCCGUAGUGGCCAUGGCUACGGUGGUGGAAGAGAUGAUGAUAGAAGUCGGCGGAAUGUUGAUAAGGAAAGAAGGGCUAGAAGCCGUAGCCCAAGACGGAGAGGGAGAAGUACAAGUCCUGCAGGCAGCAGGAGAGAUAGGAGUCCAGUAAGGGAGAACAGUGAAGAGAGAAGAGCAAAAAUUGAGCAGUGGAACAGGGAAAGAGAAAAGGCAGAAACCGGGAAUAAUGAUGUUAGUCAUGAUGUCAUUGACAACCAUGCAAAGGACCUUGCUGACAAUGGGGAGGAUUAUUUUGGCCAUCCUAACCAGUAGAUGGAAGAGAAUCAGCAGACAUCCACCAAAACUUUUGGUGGUGUACAGGUUCAUCCCCUCAUCCCCUAAUGAUAUUGAAAGUAAAUAUUGACAACUUUUGAAAUGGUAAAGGAAAUUUGUUAUAUGUCCGUUACAAAAAUAAAGCAGAGUGAACACCAUCUGAUCUUCAAAUGAUUUUUGAAUCUUUCAACUUAUAUAUUCAAUUUUACAGUCUUGCCCAAUCUUUUCUAGAAUCUUAGUGAAUUAAUAGCUGCCUUGCAAGGUGGGAUAGCCGAUCAAUUGGCCUAGGAAUGACAUAUCACUUCACAGCCCACAGUCUUCCCUUGUAAAUUCUUUUAGGAUAUGCAGUCAACCUGACAUUGCACUUUUGUCAAUUUAUUUACUUCUUUCGGGCAUUACAGCUGUUUGGCUGGCGAAUAUGUUACAUUGAACAGAACUUUUGUGCUUGUCAUUGUGGUCUUUCACUCUCUGCGUUGAAACUAUUGGAUUAAUUUAGGCUCUCAAUUGAAGUAUGCCAUGUCUUUUUUAGAGUUUAUUCAUGUAUUUGACAGAUUUCCGCCUAGCUUGUCAGUUAAACUAGCCGUAGAAAGACCUUAGCAUUGAGUCAUGCCAAAGACUUCUCAAUUUUCUUCAUUGUCUCACGUACCGCCUUUUGUACUGUUUUUCAUAUGAUUUGUUUUGGAGUCAAAAGACAAAUGUAUCACGUCAAGUGCAUUGAUCUAUUCUUAUUGUGACCUUGUUAUGAUAGUGUUUCAAAGAUCUCUAGAAAAAAUGAUCCUGCUAGUUAAACAGCUGGUUUUCUUGUUAUGCUGCACCUUACAAUCUUUAAUGCGCAUUAUUUCCCGUUUCACUCGCACAAUCUUCUGUUAUUUUUCUGAACCAAAUACCUUCGUUUAUUAUCUUGUCUGCUUGAGAUCCGUUCAUGAAUUAGUCUCAGCCGAUCAGGUUUUGCUUACAAUUUUAGAGGCAUAAUUUUAUUUAUUUUACUCACAUAGUUUCUCAAGGUGUGCAGGUUCAAGUUUUUAUCCUGCUAGAGGGCAGUGACUCUUCUUUCAUACCAUCUUUUUGUGAAAUUUCCAUACAGGUUGGCUGUUAUCAGAGUACGCUGUUUUGUAUGAUCUUUUACAAAGUCAUGGAAGCAUUGAAGAAUUUACCUCUGCUGAAUCUUCUGUGCCAAUAUCGAUUUUACUGUGUUAAGAAAUUUCUGUUCUAUUGCCCUAUCAGUAGACUAGUUUGAAUUCUUAUGUCUGUACAAGACUUUCUGGAAUCGAUUACUUGUAAAACAUUGAAAAAAAAUACUUGUAUGAAUGACUGUGUUUGACA
Messenger RNA from Amaranthus tricolor (Joseph's coat), 2521 nucleotides. RefSeq names its product splicing factor U2af small subunit B-like. Lineage: Eukaryota; Viridiplantae; Streptophyta; Magnoliopsida; Caryophyllales; Amaranthaceae. The record is from RefSeq and is a predicted model, not a curated record. Gene Ontology annotation, molecular function: metal ion binding; pre-mRNA 3'-splice site binding. Gene Ontology annotation, cellular component: U2AF complex; spliceosomal complex. Gene Ontology annotation, biological process: mRNA splicing, via spliceosome. The coding region runs from base 212 to 1198 and encodes 328 amino acids. The transcript is spliced from 6 exons.